Messenger RNA from Drosophila elegans, 2586 nucleotides. RefSeq names its product matrix metalloproteinase-14 (gene Mmp1). The transcript is spliced from 6 exons. NCBI's taxonomy places the organism in Eukaryota, Metazoa, Arthropoda, Insecta, Diptera, Drosophilidae. The record is from RefSeq and is a predicted model, not a curated record. Gene Ontology annotation, biological process: proteolysis; collagen catabolic process; extracellular matrix organization. Gene Ontology annotation, cellular component: extracellular matrix. Bases 448 to 2259 code for a protein of 603 amino acids. Gene Ontology annotation, molecular function: metalloendopeptidase activity; zinc ion binding.
AGUUGAAAUUUGCGCGCUGCCCAGGGCGGAUGUGUUUAGCGGCGAGAAAUACAAAAUAAACAGAAACGAAGUCUAACCCGAAAUAUUAUAUUAACCUAAGCAGUAAACGCUUCAAUCCGUUCAAAAGAAGAUUUUUCGAAAAGUGAACCAGUUCAGUUUUGAGUUUUGUUUUUGAACGCGGAAACAAGCGGCAAAAUGGAAGUGCCAGCGGGCAAUUAGUGCAGCCAGACAUAAAGACACACAGUCAGCAGAGUCACUCGAAAUUAAAGUAGAAACAAAAGGACUGCGAUUAUAAAUUAUAAAUAAUAAAUAAUAAACAACGACAACACAUCCACAGCGGAAUAAGCAGCGACGACAGCUACAACAAACAACAACAACAAUAGCCACAAGAGGAGAAAAAAGAAAAAUUGAUAUAAAGUUCAAAGUGCUACCAGCAAGUGGAACUACAUGACAAUUAGACCAACAACGGGAAUAGAAACAAGCAACAGCAAAAACAGCAACAAAAUGACAAACUGCCAAAGUUCAGUGUUCGUAGUCGUAGGCACCCUGCUUUCAAUUCUGGCAGCGGCACAAACGGCACCAGUAUCAACCACCACACAGGCAGAGAUCUAUCUGUCCCAGUUUGGCUAUCUACCCGCCUCGGCGCGCAAUCCGGCGAGCAGUGGCCUGCACGACCAGCAGACAUGGGUGAGUGCCAUCGAGGAGUUCCAGAGCUUCGCGGGCCUGAACAUCACCGGCGAGCUGGACUCGGAGACCAUGAAGCUGAUGUCCCUGCCACGCUGCGGAGUCAGGGAUCGCGUCGGCACUGGCGACAGUCGCUCCAAGCGGUAUGCCCUGCAGGGCAGUCGCUGGCGGGUGAAGAACCUCACCUACAAGAUCUCCAAGUACCCCAAGCGACUGAAGCGCGUGGACGUGGACGCGGAGAUCGGUCGCGCAUUCGCCGUGUGGUCCGAGGACACCGAUCUGACUUUCACCAGGAAGACCUCCGGCCCCGUGCACAUCGAGAUCAAGUUCGUGGAGAGCGAGCAUGGUGAUGGCGAUGCCUUCGAUGGUCAGGGUGGCACCCUGGCUCACGCUUUCUUCCCCGUAUUUGGCGGAGAUGCCCACUUCGACGAUGCCGAAUUGUGGACCAUUGGCUCGCCGCGUGGCACCAAUCUCUUCCAGGUGGCUGCCCAUGAGUUCGGUCACUCCCUGGGUCUGUCCCACUCCGACCAGAGCUCUGCCCUGAUGGCUCCCUUCUAUCGCGGCUUUGAGCCCGUCUUCAAGCUGGACGAGGACGACAAGGCGGCCAUUCAGUCGCUGUACGGCAGGAAGACCAACCAGCUGAGACCCACCAAUGUCUAUCCGGCCACCACGCAGCGCCCGUUCACUCCGCCGAAGGUGCCACUGGACGACUCCAUCUGCAAGGACUCCAAGGUCGAUACUCUGUUCAAUUCGGCGCAAGGCGAGACCUAUGCCUUCAAGGGCGACAAGUACUACAAGCUGACCACGGACUCCGUGGAGGAGGGCUAUCCGCAGCUGAUCUCCAAGGGCUGGCCGGGAUUGCCGGGCAACAUCGAUGCGGCCUUCACGUACAAGAACGGCAAGACGUACUUCUUCAAGGGAACCCAGUACUGGCGGUACCAGGGUCGCCAGAUGGACGGCGUCUAUCCGAAGGAGAUCAGCGAGGGAUUCACGGGCAUUCCCGAUCAUGUGGAUGCGGCCAUGGUUUGGGGAGGCAAUGGCAAGAUCUACUUCUUCAAGGGCAGCAAGUUCUGGCGCUUCGAUCCGGCCAAGAGGCCGCCCGUGAAGGCCAGCUAUCCCAAGCCCAUCUCCAACUGGGAGGGAGUGCCCAAUGGUCUGGAUGCAGCACUCAAGUACACCAAUGGCUACACGUACUUCUUCAAGGGCAGCCAGUACUACCGAUUCCAUGAUGCCCGAUUUGCUGUGGACUCGGCCACGCCCCCCUUCCCCAGACCCACCGCCCACUGGUGGUUCGGCUGCAAGAACACGCCCUCGUCCACAGGUAAUAUCGUCGAGGGUUCGGACAACGAGUUCGAACAGCACUCCAUGAUCGAGCAUGCCGACGAUGGUAAUGGUGAUGACUUCGACGCAGCUGUGGGCGAUCACCAGUCCAACGACGAGCCCAUCGCACCGGAAGUGGCCGAGCGAACCGGAAGUGGAGCCAUGUCGCAAACGAAGCUGACGAGCAGCUCCGCCGUUAACACUGUGAUCACCACCAUCCUGAUGUGUCUCGUCUCCAAACUCAUCGUUAGCUAAAAGAGCCUCCGAUCCCAGCGAAAUAUAUAUAGGCAGUGCAUUUUGUGAACCACACAGGAACAAAGUUUCUACAAUUUUACUGCACGUUGGACACCGAAAGUGCUUAAAAUUCAAAUGCGUAACAUCAUAUCGAAUACGAUGAGAGGAAAUCCAAAUAACAAUAAUAAUGAAAAACAUAAGCAGAAACAGAAACAAACACAAAUUGAAAUCGGAAACGAAAUCGAAAUCGAACAGAAUAUCAAUUGUAAAUUGAGCGAUCAGCAUGUGAAACAGGUGCCUUAUCAAAUACUUUUGUUGUUGUGUAAAUAAAAUCAGCCUUAAAUAUAA